Molecule: messenger RNA, 4789 nt
Organism: Esox lucius (northern pike)
Lineage: Eukaryota; Metazoa; Chordata; Actinopteri; Esociformes; Esocidae
Gene: thrap3a
Product: thyroid hormone receptor associated protein 3a
Exons: 11
Coding region: 403-3285 (960 amino acids)
Biological process (GO): positive regulation of transcription by RNA polymerase II; mRNA processing
Cellular component (GO): mediator complex; exon-exon junction complex
Molecular function (GO): mRNA binding; DNA binding; transcription coregulator activity
Source: RefSeq, a predicted model, not a curated record
CUGUGAAGGGAAGCCUAUUGUAGGCAGUGCUUUAGCGUUAGUAGUAGGCAAGUGCGUCUGAAAAAAGUGUUUUGAGGGCACAGCGCAUUGACACAUUAUCAACUUCGCAAUUUGAUGUGACAUGAAUACAAAGCGGACCUGAUAAAAGGUUUGCUCGACGAGCUGAUAAACGUUAUUCCCGCACAAUGUUCUGUUAACACAAUGAUUGCCACAUCGUAGUCAAAGUUUAAGUGGCUCGUUCCUAGGAACCAACCUAUUGAAAAUCAUUGAUUGACAACAGUUACAGCAACGGAUUCUCCGGCUGCUGUCACCCAGGUUAAAAGCUACGACUUGGACCCGCCGAAGGAGCGUGACAAAACCCCAGACUCACCAGAGGCUGAAGUCUCUAAGAGCUCCACAGUGAUGUCCAAGGCAAUGAAGUCAGCCUCCAGGUCCAGGUCCCGGUCCAGAUCUUGCUCUGUCUCUCGCUCCAGAAGCAGCUCAAGAUCCAGAUCCAGGAAACAUCGCUACAGUUCUAGGUCCCGCUCUCGCUCCAGAUCCCGUUCUCCAUCUCACAACAACCGAGAGCGGAACUACCCAAGGGAGUACCAGAAUAAUAACCGCGAGUUCCGGGGCUACCACCGAGGCUUCCGGAGGCCCUACUACUUCAGAGGCAGAGGACGGGGCUACUUCCCACGGGGGCGCUACCAGCGAGGUGGGGGAGGCGGCUACAACAACUACCGCCCAAAUACCUGGCAGAACUACAGGCAACACCCCCAGCAGCAGCAACAGCAACAACAGCAGCAACAACAGCAGCACCACACCGACUGCCAGAGACGGGGACGAUCCCGUACCCCGAAAAAGCGCUCGGGUAGCCCUCGUUCCCACAGUCACUCCAAAUACUCUGAUCGGUCUUCCUCGCCCCCAUCACGACACUCCCGCCACUCUUCUUCUUCACGCUCCUCCUCUCCAAGACACAGGCAGAACUCUAGGGAUGACAAGGAGGAGCUUUCCACGACCAAAGAGGUCCAGAAGGGGGGUGGAGUGGGGGAGCCCGUGGAGAUCACAGUGUCUGAUGGGGGCGCUGGGGGAGACAAGUCUAGGACAAACUGGCAGGGUGUGGCGGAUCCCAAUAUAAGCACCAGUCCCAAGAGGUCAAGUCCUCAGGUGCGCUCGGCUGUUAUCAUUGGUCAGGGCACGUCAGCUACAACCCUGCCUAGCCCCUCCCCUACAAGCACUGAUGCCAUAGGCCCCGCUGCCAGUUGUGCACCUUCAUGGCAGACACAGGCAGUAGGCAGCUCGCCUUCGACCAAAAGCCCUUCUCAGAAAAGCUCCACACCUGUUUUCUCUGGCUUUGGCUUUUUCUCAAAAGAUGACAGCCUGGCAGGAGAUAAAGCAGCUAUCUCCUCAGCAUUCAAAAAGUUCUUGGAAGAGCACAAUAAUAAGAAAAGGCUGUCUGGUUGGGAGAAUGGCAGAGACAUGGAAACAAAUGGUGGGGAUGUUGAACGUGAAAAAGGGAAUGGCAUGAAGACCUCUGUUGGCAUUUUUGACAGAGAGUCAGGCUAUGGGACAUCCAAAGGGCCUGAGCACAAUGGCAAGGGGGAGAAAGGGAAGUCCAAGUACAGGGAGGACUUUGACGAUGACGGAAAUGUGUCGUUGAACAGUUUCUUAAAAGCCUCCCCUUUUCUUUCCUCCGAUGGCGUGGAAGAGAAUGAGGAGAAAAAACUUAAAUCCCAUGCCAAAGGUCUCUGCACAGAACGCGAAGACAGUGAUUCCACCAAGCCCAAGAGGAAAGCCACGCUCUCAGCCCGUGAGCUGUUCGAGGAGCGCUUCGGCAAGUGGGAGGAACUGGCGUACCUGCAGGCUGUUGACAAAGACGAUGAUCUUGACGCUAUGGCGGAAGAGAUAUACCGCAGCCGGAAGCAGGAGAAGGCGGCAGCCAUUGCUGCAGCCCUGGCCAAGAGGGAGGCAAUAGCGGGCAUCCUCAGAGGCUUUUCUCCAGAGAAUGUCAGGAGGAAGGAGAGAGCCACCUCCAGCCCAUCCCACACACCCCCACCACGUAGGAACUCUGACCGAGAGUUGUUGUCUGUCAUUGGGGAGGAGUCUCCCUCAAGGGCCUCUGGGAAAAGAGGAUCUAAGUUCAGUGUCAAAAUGGAAUCCCUUAGAGAUGACAUGGCGAGCUCCUCUGAUUUCAUGGCUGGUGAGCGAAGGUUAUCGCGAGAUCUUGUGCAUCUUACUAAAAAGGAGAAGGAGUUUCGUUCUAUCUUCCAACAUAUUCAGGCCACACAGUUACCAAGGAGUCCCUCAGAGCUGUUUGCACAGCACAUUGUCACCAUCGUCCAUCACAUAAAAGCACAGCACUUUCCAUCCAAUGGAAUCACUCUAAAUGAGCGAUUCACCUUGUACCAAAGAAGAGCUGCAGAAAAGGAAACGAUGAAGCCAAGAAAGAGCCCAGAGAUCCACAGGAGAAUUGAUGUUUCUCCCAGUGCUUUUAAGAAACACUCUCACCUGUUUGAGGGGAUGAAAGGUUCCGGGGAUAGCAGUUACAAGGAUGAAGGGAAAAAAAUGAAGGGCGACUCAAUGGACCUUCGUCUGGAUAUUGAGCGCCGUAAAAAAUAUUCUACCCGAGAGAGUGAUUAUAAAUUGGAUAGGGGGAGAGAUUCAGGAGAAUCCCAAGAGUCAAGCAGGGAGAGGUCUGCUGAGAAGUCAUCCAAGCACCACAAGAAAUCCAAGAAAAACAAGAAGAAACGCUCUCGCUCUCACUCCUCCUCUUCCUCUUCAUCUGCCGAAUCUCACAAGGGAGGAGACUACCCCCAUAAGGAGCUUGAGUCUAAAGAGGAAGGCUUUAACAAGGCCAGACUGGGCCCCAGGGGGGACUGUGGGGGUCCCAUGGACAGGGGACGAGGACGCGGAGGCUUUCAGUUUAAAAUAAGAGGAAGGGGCUGGAAUAGCAAUGGCAAUUCUCCGAGCAUGGGCCAGCCAGUCCACCUAAAGAAUGAGGACUGGGACCCAGAAUACACCCCCAAGAGCCGAAAAUACUACUUGCAUGAUGACAGAGAGGGCGAGAGGAAAUGGGUGGACAACCGAGGGCGUGGACGGGGGACUUUAAUGCGUGGCAGCAGGGGCCGUUUCAUUGUCCGGAAGCCCAUUGUUGGCCCACCCAACAACAACAGCAGCCCAAAAUGGACCCACGACAAGUUCCAGGUCAAUGGGGGGGGAGAAGAGCAAGAGCCCCAGGAUGAGGGCACAGAGCAGGACCACAAAGACCAGGAAAAGUCUGAAGACAUAGAGAACACUGAGCAGUAAGAGGUAAACAUUGUACCAGCGCAGUGAAAACAUUCUACUGACUCAUGUCACCAGGGUUGUGUUCAAUAAAUUUAAGAAAACAGACUGAAACAGGUGAGGGACUAAGUGGACUUGUCCAAUAAGAGAUGUCCCCUGCCCUAAGCCUUAAUCCAUCACAAUGUUUGGACACGGGAGAGCAAUGCCCAGAUACACACAUGGACAAUGCACUAUGAGUUAGGAAAUAAUCAGAUGCAUGAAAUGGCGAAUGUCGCUGUAUGGUUUUAUUUCUAGAAACUAUUUUGACACAAUGUAUUCACACAACAUUGUUAUCUUCUUGUCAGGGUAUAGCUAACUUUUGUUGUGUCGGCUUAUGUUAGUAGAAUCACUGUUAGAUAGUGAAUUGCUUUGUUGGAAUAGGAAUUCUACAUAACCAACCACUGCGCUUGAUAAUUCAGCACAAUGAACAGUGCGUUGGGGGCAUUAUGCCUCUGUGUACUGUACUGUUGCAAAAUUGCAUAACACUUCAUCUUUUUUUCUCUUGAUCUAAUGCGUGCAAGUAACCCUUUUUGCGUAGCAUGACAGGAGGAUGUGCCUUACACUUCUAAGAACAUGUCAGUCACAUACAUUUUAUAAAUUGUAAUGUUUAAUUAGGCAAAUGGAUGAGUACUAUACUAGAAGAUAUUUCUUUUUAUAUCAAUUAUACAGUGAUAAAUCGUAAAUAGUUUACUUCUAGUUUUGCACUCAGCUGGUGAAAAUGCAGUUGCUGUUGUCAUAGCAUAACCUACUGUAAGUAGUUGAUUUCCACUGUGUAACAUGCACAUUUGUUGCAUGUUUUUGGAUUGAAGCAGGCCAAAGUUCAGCUAGAUGAAAUCAAAGUCCCUCUCCAACUGACAACUGUGUCUGUUUAUAAUGGUCUAUGUAGACACCCCAUCUCCCAGACAGUCUUUUAUCUCCCCCAGACAUGUCUAAGACAUCACUGAGUGUUUCUUUUUUUAUACAAUGGCAAGAAAUGUUUUUUUCCCUGAGCCUUCUUUGGCCUGUUGAAAUAUUUGUUUUUAUUGAUUUGAAAAUAUUGGUGUACUGGAUUGGCUGAUAAUGAGGGUUUAGAUUUCACUUCUUCACACAGUCAUUGGUCUAUCAUACUCAAAACAGCAUAUAUUGGCCAUAAGUACCAUCCCAUUAUCAUGGUUUUCAUUGAGUACCAGCCUCGUUAGCUUCCAUUCCUACUCUCUGUACUCAGUGUCAUGUGCAAAGUCUGUUCUCUCUGCCGCCUCAAAAUCCAAAACAUUCUAUUGUUAUGAGCUUGAGGAGACCAGUAUUAGUCACUUAUUCAAUAACCUUAGCAUCUAUACUUCAAUCUAUACUUCAAUCUAUACUUCAACCACAAAAUGUAUUGGCUUGGAUUUUAAACCUCUGACUACAACAGCUUGCCUAGCUAACAGCUAUGCAUUUAUAUACACUCACCUAAAGGAUUAUUAGGAACACCUGUUAAAUUUCUCAUUAAUGCAAUUAUCUAAUCAACCAA